Molecule: messenger RNA, 1653 nt
Organism: Talaromyces amestolkiae
Lineage: Eukaryota; Fungi; Ascomycota; Eurotiomycetes; Eurotiales; Trichocomaceae
Exons: 6
Coding region: 1-1653 (550 amino acids)
Biological process (GO): cytoplasmic stress granule assembly; P-body assembly
Cellular component (GO): P-body
Molecular function (GO): mRNA binding
Source: RefSeq, a predicted model, not a curated record
AUGGAAAUGAACCAUCUCAUAGGCCAGCGGUUCAACCUCAUCUCAAAGAGCGAUAUUCGCUACGUUGGCACACUUCACGAAAUCAACCCCGAAGCAUCGACAAUCGCACUUGAGAAUGUCGUGUCGCACGGUACUGAAGGACGACGAGGCAACCCUAGCGAAGAGAUCCCUGCGUCGACAACAAUCUACGAAUACAUCGUCUUUCGAGGCAGUGAUGUGAAGGAUAUCAGUGUCGCCGAGGAGAAAAAAGAGCCAGAAGUACCUCCUUCACAAGUUCCAGACGACCCUGCCAUCCUCGACCUGUUCCGAGAGCGCAAACCCAUGUGGAUAUUUCCAGCAUGCCCCGCCCUGGUCCUCAAGCUCCCCAACAGCAACAACAACCUCCUCCAGGUCCUUCAGCGCCCCCAGGGCCUCCCGGUCCUCCCGGUCCAGGCGGCCGACCUGGUCCACCUCCCGGUUAUCCUCAACAACCUCCGUUCCAAGGCUACGGCUAUCCUCCCUAUGGUCAGCAACGUUUCGGUCCUCCUGGUUAUGGACCUCCUGGUCCAGGUUUCCCUCCAUAUGGUGCUCCUCCUGGAUGGUUUCCACCUCCUGGCCAAGGCUUCCCACCUGGUCCGCCAGGUCAAUUUCCUGGACACCAAGGCCCAAUUGGACCACCUGGUCAGCAACGUCCAGGACCAGGAGCUCCUAUUAACGCUCCCAAACCGACGUGCUGCGCCAGAAGGCCCAACUCCCCCAGUCGAAUCCAAGCCUACUGUCGCAGAGGUCGCUCGUGGACCUGCUCCUGUAGCACCUCAGGGUCCGGCUACAACUGCGCCUGCUCCUCAGGCACCAUCCAAAUUACCUCCCAAUGGCCCGAAGAACGAUCGUUUCAUCCCCGCUAUUCCCAUCGCCAAUCCACCCGUCAAGCCAACAAUCCCGCUUUCGACCGCACAGCAGGGUGUAGUUGCUGCAUCUCAAAGCACAGCACAGGCAGCCAUCACGGAAGCCACACGAGCCGCGACAGCUGCUGUUGCAGCGGCCAUGGCUAAACUUCCGCAACCUGGCGCAAAGAAACCGAAUGAGGCUGGUGUUGACGACAUGACCAAGAGAUUCAAUGACCUGAAGCCUUAUGACAACAACCGUACGACUCGCGGCGCACACCAUGGCCCACGCGGCGGUCGUGCUCACGGCCCGCGAGGUGGUCCACAUGUUGCAGGCAAGAAGUUGGAACUUCCGGAUGCUGAUUUCGACUUUGAAUCCUCCAACGCCAAGUUCAACAAGCAAGAUCUAGUAAAGGAGGCUAUCGCUACUGGAUCUCCUAUCGUUGAGGAGGAGAAGGAGCCCCAUAGGCCGGAAGAGGUGCCCUCGAGCCCUUCGGCAGCGCCUUCAGCAUAUAACAAAUCUUCGUCGUUCUUCGACAACAUCUCGAGCGAGACCCGAGAUCGGGAAGAGAACACAGCUCGCCCUCGUGAACGCCGUGGUGAAGAAGAAAAGAAGAACAUCGAGACCUUUGGUCAGGGCAGUGUCGAUGGCUAUCGCGGAUAUCGUGGACGCGGUAGAGGACGCGGCUAUGGCCGAGGAGGAUACAAUCGUGGAUACGGAAACCGGGGACGAGGCAACUACCGUGGCCGCGGUGCUUCGCAGUCUACUGGUGUUCCCACACAAACUUAG